This is a messenger RNA of Colletotrichum phormii, 1493 nucleotides long. Its product is annotated as RTA1 domain-containing protein. Bases 7 to 1146 code for a protein of 379 amino acids. Lineage: Eukaryota; Fungi; Ascomycota; Sordariomycetes; Glomerellales; Glomerellaceae. The transcript is spliced from 4 exons. Gene Ontology annotation, cellular component: membrane. The record is from RefSeq and is a predicted model, not a curated record.
CAAACAAUGGCUACACCAACAUCUACCAGUGCGCCUACCGCGAGCGUUACUUCGUCCGACUCGUUGCCAUCAUGCACAACGGCAGUCCUGGGCAAGUACGGACACGUCCCGAUCGACGCCUGCAACUCGUACUAUGCUUUCGAUCCCAGCUUUGAAGGGAAUGUUACGUUUGCCGUUCUCUUUGGACUGUCGUUCGUCGCGCACAUUGCCCAAGCCAUCCUUUACAGGAAGAGAUUCUGCUGGGUUCUUUGCGUCGGCGCCUCAUGGGAAUUGACAGCCUUCAUCCUCCGGUCCCUCGGCGCCAGGGACCAGCAGCAGAUUGGUUACCAGAUUGGCGGGCAGCUCUUGUUCCUGCUCGCUCCCCUAUGGAUCAAUGCAUUCGCCUACAUGCUCUCAGCCAGACUCGUGUACUUCGUCCUGCCCGACCAGCGCGUCUUCCGCGUCAAAGCGACGGCCCUCACAAAAAUCUUUAUCACCAUGGACGUCGUUUGCUUCCUGGUGCAAGGGGCGGGCGGGUCGAUGAUGUCCAACACGGAGGCCGCAUCGGACGACCCCAUUCUGCGGACCGGCAAGCAGGUGUACAUGAUUGGGUGCGGCCUGCAGCCCGCCUUCAUCGUCGUCUUUUGCGGGCUCAUGGGGCGCUUCUACGUCAAGAUGAGGCGGGCACAGAGAUUCGACCUCGAUUUGAAACGGAUCGGGGCCAUGGUGUUGGUGUUGGUGAUGUUUGUAGUGUUGGUUCUCAUCAUUAUCCGGAUCAUCUUUCGGUUGAUCGAGUUCGGACCGGGGGCGAACAUGAACAACCCGAUUCUGACAAACGAGAACUACGCGUUUGGGCUUGACGCACUGCCUAUGGUGCUCGCGCUCGUGUUGCUCAACGCUGUGCAUCCGGGUAUCGUGCUCGGGGGCGAAAACAGCGAGCUCCCUCGGCUGUCGAGGAAGGAGAAGAAGCAGGUGAAGCUGGAGAGGAAAGCAGCCAAGAGGGAGUCUAAGCUGGCUAAGAAGGCGGCAAGGGAGCAGAAGAAAUCGGCGGCGGGUUUGGAGGUGGACGAUGAUGGUGACUAUGUUGCCAUGGAGGAGAGGCCGUUGGCGGUGGAUGGAUAUGACAGCGAUGACAGGACUGGCGCUAGGGGGGGGAGUCAUGUUUAGAGGGAUACCUACCUUAGACUGCAACUGCCCAGAGUACCUCAUCUUGACUUGUGGCAUCAUGUGUAAAAUCUUUGGAGCAUAGCUCGGGCGUUUUGGCAGCUUAGAUGAACCUGUUAUGUGUCCGAGAACACGCUUCGUAGUUCGCGCGCGCUGACACCAAUCGGACUCUUGGGAAUGUCGUCAUGAAACAACACAGCGUUGCUUCUGUGAUGCAUGCAUGAAUGGAAUGGACUGCGUAUGCAGCAUGUCGGCAUCUGUUCUCUGUGCCUUGGGCGAUAUCACAGGUGAAUGAAGCCUUUGGACUACCCUUUGGAAGAGUGCGACAUGUUCAUCGCAGCUUGGGAUGA